AGCGGGUGCGGUCAUUGUCCUGGCACGUUUUGCAGCUCUGUUGGUCCCUCAGGACCAUCCUCUUCCCCUGAUGAUCGUGUCCCGGUGGAGAGAUGGCUGCUCAGCUGCCGACUGACGUACCGCUGACUGGGGGACUAGACCUGAAAUGAAGGAGUUGGAUGCUAAGGACGACACUGUAGAGGGCAAGGCACCUGCCAGGGCAGCCUUGGGAGGGCCUGAGAGGACCUGCGCCUGGGCAGGAGCGUGCACGCGGGGCAGCUGGGGUAUGGGGUCUCGCGGGCAGCGGCGGCCCACUGACCAGGGCAGCAGCCUGGCAGAGGGCUUUGUCUCUGAGGGCCGUGAGUUCAAGGCCUCUACCACGCAGAGCGGCACCCCUGACCCGCUACCGCUGGAGGUGCCCGCGGAGCAGGGGGCCUGCCUGUUUGGGGUGCGUGGGGAGCGCCCCAGCGGUUCAGACCCUGGCAAGCGCCUGGCAUCCUACGACUGCCGGGAGUGCGGCAAGGCCUUCGGUCGGAGUUCGUCCCUCGUAAAGCACCUGCGCAUCCACACGGGCGAGAAGCCCUUCCGCUGUGACGUGUGCGGAAAGCCCUUCAUUGAGCGCUCGUCCCUCACCAUCCACCGGCGCGUGCACACGGGGGAGAAGCCCUACACGUGCGGGGACUGCGGCAAGGCCUUCAGCCAGCGCAUGAACCUCGUAGUGCACCAGCGCACGCACACGGGCGAGAAGCCCUACGCGUGCCGUGUGUGCGGCAAGGCCUUCCGCAAGACCUCGUCCCUCACGCAGCAUGAGCGCAUCCACACGGGCGAGAAGCCCUACGCGUGCGGGGACUGCGGCAAGGCCUUCAGCCAGAACAUGCACCUGAUUGUGCACCAGCGCACGCACACGGGCGAGAAGCCAUACGUGUGUCCCUUGUGUGGCAAGGCCUUCAGCCAGAAUAUGCAUCUGACAGAGCACCGGCGCACGCACACGGGAGAGAAGCCGUACGCGUGCAAAGAUUGUGGCAAGGCCUUCAACAAGAGCUCCUCGCUUACCUUGCACCAGAGGAAUCACACUGGCGAGAAGCCGUACGUGUGCAACGAGUGCGGCAAGGCCUUCAGCCAGAGCUCCUACCUCAUCCAGCACCAGAGGUUCCACAUCGGAGUGAAGCCCUUCGAGUGCGCGCAGUGCGGCAAGGCCUUCAGCAAGAACUCGGCGCUCGCGCAGCACCAGCGCAUCCACACGGGCGAGAAGCCCUACGAGUGCUACGUCUGCAAGAAGCACUUCACCGGGCGCUCGUCGCUUGUCGUGCACCAGAUCGUGCACACCGGCGAGCGUCCCUACAAGUGCAGUGACUGCGGCAAGGCCUUCAGCCAGAGCGCGUACCUGAUAGAGCACCAGCGCAUCCACACGGGCGAGAAGCCCUACCGCUGCGCGCAGUGCGGGAAGUCCUUCAUCAAGAACUCCUCGCUGACGGUGCACCUGCGCAUCCACACCGGCGAGAAGCCCUACCGCUGCGCCGAGUGUGGGAAGACCUUCAGCCGCAACACGAACCUGACCCGGCACCUGCGAAUCCACACCUGAGCUCAGCGGUGGACACCAGGUGGGUGGGCUGCGCCGUGCAGGUCAGUGGGGCCGUUCUGUCUUUGGAGCACAUGAUGACUGACCCCAGGAGGCCCAGGAAUGUGGGCAUCCUUGGAAGGCUUUUUGCUCCAACAUGCCCUCCUAGGAAGGUAAGCAAGUCCCUGGAUACCUGGUGUAUUUGGGGACUUUGUAAGGUUUCUGAGGUCCAGUUAGUAAUGGAACUUAGGCCGGGGGCCCAGUCCUAUGUGUGAAUACCACAGGAGCUUGGCAAAUGGCAGUGUCUCGGGGCUGCAUGUCAGCAGGACUAAGGGGCAGGUGGGAGGAGGGUGAAGACUGGGCUCUUACUCCCUUUGUCAUGCGUGCCCUGAAUCCAGAUAUCAGUUUGUCCCAUCUCAGUUUUCUCCAUGGGUUAAAGGUCCUUCCCACUCGCAGUCCGUCCUGUCCUGCUGGAUCCCAGUUCUUGGUAAGGGAGGGAAGGUCCCCAUGCCGUAGUUAGCAAAUAACAAUACCUGCUUUGAAUGCCAAAGUUAGAGUCGUCUGUUAGGAUUUUUAAAAAUAAAGCUUUUGAUUAAGGGAGACUAGGUCAUUUUAAGUGAUCUUUUAAGUGUAAGAGAUAGGAUGCCAGUCCUGUGUCAAAGUCGACUUCGGAGAUGGAGGGGAGAGUGGGAGGGAGGGAACCAAGGCUGCGCCAGGUUCAGGUCCCUGUGGGGUUCAGGGAGGCAUGCACUUCAGCAGACUGUUCCUGCAGUUAUUUUAGCAGCUAGGCUUGAAGGUAAGUGCCGAGCCCAUUCCUGCUGUCACAGGAAGAGCCCUCCGCUGGGUAGCCAUGUGCAGUGGCACAGCACUGCCUACAACAGUCCUGGAGCUGGGAGGGCCAAGGUGCCCGCAGGUUUGGUGCCUGAAGAGGCCCAUUCUUUAUAGACUGCCUCUGUGUGUCUUCCCUGUGCUCCUUGGGCCUCUUACAGGGGCUCUGCCCCUAGGACCCCUCCUCCCAGAGGCCACUUCUUCAUGUGGUCCCACCAUGAAUGUGAGGGACACCGACACCCAGGUUUGCUGGACCUUGUACUGCACCUCCUGGCUGACUGGAAGCUCUGCCUGCACCUGGGGGGCCCAGCACCCCACAGGCUUUCUCUGGGGCCUUUAGGCCACCUUUUAAUACUGACAUUGAUAGAACUGGUUCUGAACGCCCUGGAAUUUCUGAUGAUUCCCACUUUUUGAUACUGGUGUAUAUGAAGAAUAAAAAAGUCAUUUAAAGGUCA
This is a messenger RNA of Marmota monax (woodchuck), 2820 nucleotides long. RefSeq names its product zinc finger protein 71 (gene Znf71). The record is from RefSeq and is a predicted model, not a curated record. Gene Ontology annotation, molecular function: RNA polymerase II cis-regulatory region sequence-specific DNA binding; DNA-binding transcription factor activity. The coding region runs from base 146 to 1561 and encodes 471 amino acids. Lineage: Eukaryota; Metazoa; Chordata; Mammalia; Rodentia; Sciuridae. Gene Ontology annotation, biological process: regulation of transcription by RNA polymerase II. The transcript has 3 exons.